Molecule: messenger RNA, 1548 nt
Organism: Truncatella angustata
Lineage: Eukaryota; Fungi; Ascomycota; Sordariomycetes; Amphisphaeriales; Sporocadaceae
Product: cytochrome P450
Exons: 1
Coding region: 1-1548 (515 amino acids)
Molecular function (GO): monooxygenase activity; iron ion binding; oxidoreductase activity, acting on paired donors, with incorporation or reduction of molecular oxygen
Source: RefSeq, a predicted model, not a curated record
AUGGGUUUAUUCCACGAUCAGAUAUCGAACAUUUCUCUCAUCAUUUCAAUUGUUCCAUUGUUUCUUGUGGUAUUGUUGGCUCUGAUAAGCUUCUAUCGGCUCUAUUUUCACCCGCUUGCUCAUGUCCCAGGUCCGCCUUUCGCCAGCAUAUCAUCUAUAUGUAUAUACGCUAUCUGCUAUCUCGGCGUCGAAGGCCGAGUCCUUAUGUAUUAUCAUACCAAAUACCACACUUCAGUGCUUCGUAUAAGCCCUGAUGCUGUAUCUGUAUCUUGUGGGGAAGCUCUACAUCAGAUCUAUAUUGCAGGAGGCGGGUUGCCCAAAGAUGCGCGAUAUCAGAACUUCCGUGUAGAGGGCCACGACACUAUUUUUUCAACGCUAGAUCAAAAUUACCGCAACCGACGAGCCAAAGCAGUGUUGAGUCUGUUUGCACCAAAUCGGUUGCAAAGCGCUUUUGACAAAGAUGGGGAGAUAGCCUCAUUGGUGCGGAGGUUCAUUGCGCGGAUUGAGGAUGAAAAAACCAAACCAAACCCCAGGACGGAUAUACUUGAUCUUUCCUCCAGGUUAUCAAUCGACAUUUUAACCGCUUACCUUUUUCGGAAGGUAUAUGGAGGAUUGGCCGAACCGGUUCAGUGCAAUUCUUCUGCCAAAGAAGGUGGCAGGACGAAAACUCUUCACUGGGCCAACAAAUUGUCGGCAACUCCAUUCGUACUCGCGAUUGUCGCUUUUGGUCGCUUCUCACUUCUGCCCAAUUGGCUCUUCUCUGCCAUCUUCUCCACUUUGGUCGGGCGCCUGCUUUCAGACGAAGAAGUCAAGUUAUCGAUGCAAAGCGUCUCCCGAUUUACCGACAGCGUCCUAGACGCAGACCAUACCAAUCUCGACACUUAUCAAUCUCGACUACGGAAAGCAGGUGUUUCACGUGAUGAGACACUUAUACAAUGCAAAGCGGUAAUGUUCGCAGGCGCUGAUUCCACAGCAGUGAUGCUGGCAACGAUCCUAUUCCAUCUCGUCCGUCAACCUGAGGUACGUGAAUCACUGCGAGCAGAACUCGCUCAGCACCCUUCCAGUGUAGAUCCUCAGACCCUACCAUAUCUACGAGCAGUAGUCCGCGAAGGGCUCCGACUUGGAAUGGCAAACCCGGUACGCUUGACAAGAAUGGUACCUUUGAACGGCGCCGGUCUCACUAUAAGUGGUUAUCAUCUACCACCAGGCACUAAAGUAGGAGCAGCAGCCUACGUCUUCCACCACAACCCUUCAGUGUUUCCGGAGCCAUUUGCAUUUCGGCCAGAGCGCUGGUUACCGGGAACCAAGGAAACGCAUACCAAUGCGCAAGCACAACGUAUCCAGGACCGAGACACAUUCCCUUUUGGCUUGGGCUCAAGAGCUUGCCUUGGCCGCAAUCUGGCUAAUCAUCAACUUUACAUAGUAGUGAAGGAGGUGGUAAAGAGUGGAGUGCUCGAGGGUGCCAGAACCUGCACUGAUAAAAUCGACAUCAUCGAAUGGUUUAACGCAGAAAUCAAAGGGCAUGAACUGGAGAUUGCUUGGCAAUAA